This is a messenger RNA of Dictyostelium purpureum, 3335 nucleotides long. RefSeq names its product 26S proteasome regulatory subunit S1. Gene Ontology annotation, biological process: proteasome-mediated ubiquitin-dependent protein catabolic process; regulation of protein catabolic process. The transcript has 6 exons. Bases 229 to 3117 code for a protein of 962 amino acids. Gene Ontology annotation, molecular function: enzyme regulator activity. Lineage: Eukaryota; Evosea; Eumycetozoa; Dictyosteliales; Dictyosteliaceae. The record is from RefSeq and is a predicted model, not a curated record. Gene Ontology annotation, cellular component: nucleus; proteasome storage granule; proteasome complex.
GUUAUUUUUUUUUUUAUUUUUUUUUUAUUAAUUUAUUUUUGUGUACAUAAUAACACAUCCACUUUUAUUUUUUAUUUUCAAUUAUUGUUUUUUUAUAUUUUAUAAGAUAUAAUUAAAUUUGUUGCUGUAUAUCAUAUUUAUACUCUCAUACAGGUUUGUUGUAUUUACUUUUUAUUUAUUUUUUGUUCAUAUUCAAAAUCAUAUAAAUAUACUAUAUAUAUUAAAAAGAUGGCAGUAGUUUCAGUAUCAAACUAUUUAUCAUUAUUGGAUGAAGACCAAACAGAAUUAAAAUCAUUUUCUUUAGAAAAGUUAGAUACACUUGUUGAUGAAUUUUGGGCAGAAAUCGCCUCAAACUCAAUUGAUAAAAUCAAAAAAUUAUCACAGAAUAAACAAUUCCCAAAACAUGAACUUGCAUCAUUAGUUUUAUCAAAAGUAUAUUAUAAUUUAAGUGAUUUCAGAAACUCUAUGGAAUUUGCUUUACAAUCAGGUUCAUUAUUUAAUGUACUUUCUAAAAGUGAAUAUGUCGAAACUCUUUUAUAUAAAUUUAUUGAUGAAUAUAUUAAAUUAAGAAACUUAUCAGAAAAAGAACCAAUUAAUUCACAUCUUGAAUCAAUUGUAAUGGGAAUGUUCGACAGAUGUUUCAAAGAGGGAUCAUAUAAACAAGCUUUAGGUAUUGCAAUUGAAGCUAGAAGAUUAGAUAUUAUUGAAAAAUGUAUUUCAGAAUCAGGAAAUGUACCAAGUAUGCUUUCAUAUUGUCUUCAUAUUUGUAACUCAUCAGUUGGCAAUCGUCAUUUCCGUCACAGUGUUUUAGGUAUUUUAGUUAAUCUUCAUUUAGCUCAAGAAAAGCCAGAUUAUCUUAAUGUUAUUCAAUGCUUAAUCUUUUUAGAUAAUCACAUCCAAGUUGCUACCAUUUUAUUAUCAUUAAUUAAAAAAGAUGAAGAUUCAUUAUUACUUGCUUAUCAAAUUGGUUUCGAUCUUUUCCAAAACUCAACUCAACAAUUUUUAUUAAAUGUACGUGAAAGAUUACCACAAGUUGACAAAAAAUCCACAGAAUCAAAGAGUUCAGAUAGUAUGGAUAUCGAUAUUGAUUCCGGUAAUACUGGUGAUAAACAAGAAAAAGAGCGUUUAGAAAAAUUACAUUUAAUUUUACAAGGUGAUAUUUCAAUUGGUAUGAAUUUAGAAUUCCUUUAUAGAAAUUGUAGUACCGAUAUGAACAUUUUACAAUCAAUGAAAGCUACCAGCGAACUCCACAAAGGUGCAAUCUUUUACUCUGGUACAUUAUUUGCUAAUGCUUUAAUGCAUGCUGGUACAACUAGAGAUUCCUUCUUAAGAAGUAAUCUUGAAUGGCUCUACAAAUCAACCCAUUGGACCAAAUUUAGUGCCAUUUCAUCAUUAGGUGUUAUCAAUAAGGGUCAUAUUAAAGAAAGCAAAACUCUCCUUAAAACUUAUUUACCAGGUGCUUCUGUAAAUGCCACACCAUACAGUGAAUCUGGUGCUUUAUACGCUUUAGGUUUAAUUCAUGCUUCACACGGUGAAGAAAUCAUUGACUACUUACAAGAAAAAUUACAUAUCAAUAAUGCUAUUUUACAUCAUGGUGCUUCAUUAGGUUUAGGUUUAGCUGCUAUGGCAAGUGGUAGAGAUGAUUUAUAUGAAGAUUUAAAAACAAUUUUAUAUAAUGAUGAUGCUAUUUCAGGUGAAGCAUCAGGUUUAGCAAUGGGUUUAGUUAUGUUAGGUAGUGGCUCACAAAAAGCAAUUGAAGAAAUGUUGGCCUAUGCUCAUGAAACUCAACAUGAAAAGACCAUUAGAUCAUUAGCUAUGGGUUUAGCAUUUUUAAUGUAUGGUAAAGAAGAAUCAGCUGAUGUUUUAAUUGAACAAAUGAUGAGUGAUAAAGAUCCAUUACUUAGAUAUGGUGGUAUGUACACUGUUGCUAUGGCAUAUUGUGGUACUGGCAAUAAUGAUGCUCUUAGAAAGUUACUUUCAGUUGCAGUUUCAGAUGGUAAUGACUCUGUCAGAAGAGCUGCUGUAACCUGUAUUGGUUUUGUUUUAUCACGUCAACCAGAAAAAUGUCCAAAAACUAUUGCUCUUUUAGCCGAAUCUUAUAAUCCACAUGUUCGUUAUGGUGCUGCUUUUGCUUUAGGUAUCGCUUGUGCUGGUACUGGUCAAAAAGAUGCUUUAGAUAUUCUUAAAACUUUAACAACUGAUACUGUUGGUUAUGUUAAACAAGCUGCAUGGAUUUCUAUGGCCAUGGUUUUAAUUCAAACCAGCAAAGAAUUAGUCCCAGAAGCUGAAUCUGCCAGAAAACUCUUUAAUACCUGUAUUUCCGAUAAACGUGAAGACUCAAUGAGCAAGUUUGGUGCCGUUUUAGCCUUUGGUGUUAUUGAUGCAGGUGGUCGUAAUUGUAAUAUUCAAUUACACUCUCCAUCAGGUCAUAAAAAUAUGAAUACCAUUGUUGGUAUUGCAGGUUUCCUUCAAUUCUGGUAUUGGUUCCCAAUGACUCAUUUCAUGGGCUUAGCUUUAACACCAACCUCAAUUAUUGGUUUAAAUAAAAAUCUUGAAAUGCCAGUAUUCUCAUUCAAAUCAAAUUGUAAACCAUCCUAUUUCUCAUAUCCACCAGAAAGCAAAGCAUCAACUCAAUCACAAACUAAAAAUAUUGAAACUGUUAUUCUCAGUUACAGCAGAAAGACAAAACUUCAAAGUAGUCGUAGUGCAAUGAAUAUUGACCAAGAAAUGAAAGAGCAAAAAGAAAAAGAAGAGAAAGAACAAAAAGAAAAGGAAGAUAAAGAACAAAAAGAAAAAGAAGAAAAAGAAAAAGAACCAGUCUCUGAAAGAAAACAAAAUCCUGCUAGAGUAGUUCCAAAACAAUUACAAUUUGUAGUAUUUGAUGAUUCACGUUAUCAACCAAUUAAAAAGAAUCCAGCCAUUGGUAUUGUAAUGUUAAAAGAUUUGACCCCUGAUGUCCCAGAAGAAUUAGUCACUAAAGAAAAACCAGAACCAAAACCUGAUGUUGGUCAACAAUCUGGCACUCAUCCAUCCUCUUCAGCAUCAAAUAAUACAAACAAUACUUCUUCUUCACUCCCAGAACCUUCAACCCCAGAACCAUUUGAAUUUACUGAAUAAAAAUAUUUCAUUUUUUCAUCAAAUUUUUUGUCACAUAUUUUUUCCUCAAAUAAUAAAAUUAAUAAUAAUAAUAAAUUUAAUAAUAUUCUUUUUUUUUUUUAAAAUAAAAUAAUCUAAAAAAAAUAAUAAUAUUCAUCAAAAAAAAAAAAAAAAAAACUAAUAAAUAAAAAAAAAUCCAGAUAAUUGUAAAAAAUAAGAUUCUAUUUUUGUAAUUAAAU